CCCAUGAUGCGGUGCGACGAUGGCUAGCUAGAUACAGCAGCGGCGGCGAAAAGUUGCCUGUUGUUGUCGUGUAUACAUCCACCAUCGCCCGCAGCGGGCAACGACACAAUGGCGACAGAGAGUACGCCGCUGCUAACAAGCACCGACGGCGAGAGCGGGCUCGUCGCGCCCGCGCGCUCCGCGCCAUGGUACGCGCCUGCGCGCCUCCUCCCGCCCCUGCACCGCGUCUACCUCAUGUCCUUCUUCGUGGCCCUCACGCUGAGCUUUACGCAGACGUCGCUCGUGUACUCUUUCCGCACGAUGACCUGCGACGAGUACUACAAGACGCACGAGUGGGACGGGGUGGGGGACCGGUGUGCGCGCAAGGAGAUUGAGGCGAGCACGGCGAAGAGCAUCACGGCGAUGGGGACAGUCAUGGUUACUGGGACCAUCAUCAACCUGUUCAAAUCAACCUACGUGAUCGAGCGCUACGGCAUCAAGAACGCGCUCGCACAGCAGACCUUCUGGGGCGCAUGCCGCAACCUAUGCCAGACGUAUGCCCAGAUCGUAGGCGGCGCGGCGGGCAUCCGCAUCAUCACCGUGUCGCAGGUGUUCAACUCCAUGGGCAGUGGAGGAGGGUACCAGCUGUGCGCGAACGGGUUCGUGUCGCUGCUGUCGUCGGACGAGGCGCGCACGGCCAACUUUGGCGUGAUCCAGGGGAUCCACAUGCUCGGCUCUGCGGUAGGCUACACUGUCGGCGGCACGAUCGAGCGCCUCCUCGGCCCACUGGCACCGUUCAACGUCGCCUUCGUGUGCCUCGUGUUCUGUACCUUCUUCGCGGCGGUCAGCCUGCCGUACAUCGACCCCAAGACGGAGAUCACGGGCAAGAACGGGCAGAGCGUGACCAAGAAGAAGAAGCGCGGCCUCUUCUCCCCGCUAAAGGUGUUCAUCCCUCGCCGGGUCACCAGCGAAAGCGGCAAGACAAAGCUCGACACAAACGUCUUCUUCCUCGGCGUGGGCACGUUCACAUCCGUCCUCGCCACGGGGUACGUCAACAUGGCGCUCCAGCUCGUCGGGACCAACGCGUUCGGGUUUACGCCCGACACGUCGGGCAUGAUGAUGAGCUGCACGCAGCUGGUGCAGGCUGGGUUCUUGAGCCUCGCCUUCCCCCGCAUCAUCGCGGCAGGCCGACGGUGGUACGCCGCGCCGGCGCACAAGGUGUGCGUGCCGUCGUCGUCUGCCUCCUCGUCCUCCUCCGCGUCGUCAACGCGCACCCUCACCAACGAUCCCUCGGACGCAGUCGACCCCGCCAACCCCGACCAGGCGGAGCUCGACGCCGCCGGCUCGACGCUGCCCGACACGCCGCAGAAGCCGACGGACGCGGCCCACGGGUCAGCCUUCGACCUUGCCUUCCUCCGCCGCUCGAUUCUCGUGGCCGCGAUCCUCACGUCGGCAGUCAGCUUCUCCAACAAGUGGUGGCACCUGUACGUUGCCGCCGCGGUGCUGCCCUUCUCGAGCGGCACCGCGCCGGCGGCCAAGGGCGUCAUGCUGGAUAUCGUCAAUGUCGAGGACCGGGCAGACGCGUUGGCGGGUAUUGCUCUGGUCGAGAAGAUUGGCCAGGUCUCCACGAUCAGCGUGUUCGGCUUCGCCUUCGCCUACCUCUCCGAGAUCGGCCGCCCGACGCUAGUCUUCGGCGUGGACGCGUUCGUCGCGCUCAUCGCGUUUGUGAUGCUGCUCCCCGUGUCGCUGCCGCGUGGUGCGGCGAGCGGAGCGGACAGGGUGUAGUGGAGUGGACCGUGGGUGGAGCGGGGCGGAAGCCCGCCCCUACCCCUCCGGUAUACCGGCACACCAUAGACUCAUAGAUGCAUAUGCAGGCAGC
Molecule: messenger RNA, 1858 nt
Organism: Vanrija pseudolonga
Lineage: Eukaryota; Fungi; Basidiomycota; Tremellomycetes; Trichosporonales; Trichosporonaceae
Product: Major facilitator-type transporter psiT1
Exons: 3
Coding region: 109-1764 (551 amino acids)
Biological process (GO): transmembrane transport
Cellular component (GO): membrane
Molecular function (GO): transmembrane transporter activity
Source: RefSeq, a predicted model, not a curated record